Messenger RNA from Penaeus indicus, 2310 nucleotides. RefSeq names its product venom carboxylesterase-6-like. The coding region runs from base 1 to 1824 and encodes 607 amino acids. The transcript is spliced from 10 exons. The record is from RefSeq and is a predicted model, not a curated record. Gene Ontology annotation, molecular function: serine hydrolase activity. NCBI's taxonomy places the organism in Eukaryota, Metazoa, Arthropoda, Malacostraca, Decapoda, Penaeidae.
AUGCAGUGGGCGUGGUUGGCACUGGGAGCAGUCCUGAUGGGCGCUGUGGCGGGCCAGGAGCAGCCUAAGGUAGUGACACCGUGGGGCACCUUCCUGGGCAGCGUCCACACGUCGGCGAGGCAAGGGCGCCAGGUCUACGCUUUCACGGGUAUUCCGUUUGCUAAACCGCCUGUGGGAGACCUGAGAUUCAAGAAUCCAGUUCCCUAUGGAGUACAUUCAGCGCCCUUCAACGCCACAGGGAAUUCUCCAGAGUGCAUCCAAUGGGACAACCUCAGAGGACGCGGUUCCGUGGGCCAGGAAGAUUGCCUUUACCUCAACGUCUACACCAAUACGAUUCCGCAGCCGCCAGGGUAUUUCAACACGCAGCCCACCAUCGUGUUUCUCCAUGGUGGCACGUGGAUGGCAGGCAGUGGUGGCGAUGGCCUUUUCCAGCCCGACUACCUGAUUGAGUGUGAUGUCACGGUAGUCACCAUUAACCACCGCCUCGGCCCCUUUGGCUUCCUAUCGACUGAGGAUACGGACGGACCCGGCAACUACGGGAUGCGAGACCAGAUCCGCGCCCUCGAGUGGGUCAGGGAUAAUGUGCGCUACUUCGGGGGCAUGAACGAUUCCGUCUCCAUCAUGGGUUCGGGCGCAGGGGGGAUGAGCGCCCACAUGCUGGUCAUGUCGCCGCUUGCUCGAGGGGCAACGAUCUUCCCGGACGACUUUUCGUUGCUGCACCGCGCCAUCUCCCACAGCGGAACUGCCUACAGCCCGCACGCCAUCUCGAGGGACGCCCGGGCGCAGGCACUCAAGCUGGGCCAUCGGCUGGGCUGCCCGACGGCGUCCUCCGUCGAGCUCAUCACCUGCCUCAAGAGCCUCCCGGCGGAGAAGAUCGUCGACCAGAUUCCCAUGCUACAUGCUUGGGACGAGGAGCCGAUGCCCUUCGGACCCGUGAUCGACAAGUGGAUGGGCAGCGACGCCUUCCUCCCCGACGAGCCCUUCCACCUCAUCAAGCACCGGGAGUUCCUGCAGGUGCCGUGGCUCGUGGGCACCAACAAGGAGGACGGCGCCUUUAGGGUUCAAGAUAUCUUGAAGGACUCCAGUCUAACUUACCAACUGAACACCGAGUGGGAUAAAUAUGGCCCAAUUCUGCUCGACCUGAAGCCGACCUCCUGCAAGGACCCCGUCGACAUGGCCAAACAGAUCCGCAAUUACUACCUUGGUAAAAAGAAGUUCGGGGAAGAAACGUCCAAGGAAUUCGUCGAGAUGAUGACAGACCGGUUCUUCUUAUUCCCAACGGAUCGAGCUUCAAAGGACUACUCAUACUACGUCAAGAAGUUCAUUGUUUAUCGCUACGAACUUGUCUUCAGCGGCCGCAAGUCCUUCUUGGACAUCCUACACAAGGAGAACCCACAGGAUGCUGCCAGUUCUCUCUUCGGCGCCGCCAAUCCCAGGUUCCAGAACACUCGCGGUGCGCAUGGCUGGGGAGUCAGUUUCCUGGACGAGCUCCUCUACCUGUUCCCUUCCAGCAAACUCGACUUUAUUUACAAGCAGGAGUUCGAUGGAGACUCCGCCUCGAAGGUGUCCACUCAUAUGCUAAUGCUCUGGACCAACUUCGUCAAGGGAAGCGACCCAACGCCCAUUCUCAAGGGCUGGCCCGAUGACGUAUCCCCCUGGGGCGCGUGGUGGGAGCCCUUCGUCAAGGGUUACCUGUACUACCUGAGGAUCGACCCGGAGAUGGACAGCCAGGAGGUCCCCCUGAAGGAAGAGCACAUGGCGUUCUGGGACAGCCUUCCGCUCUUCGAAAACAGGGACCAGAACGUCAUUAGGGAUGAGCUGUAAGAAGUGGUGUGGGUGCGUCGAAGGUUUUUAUUUAUUUAUUUAUUUAUUCAUUUUUUAUUAUUAUUUUUUUUUUAUUCAUUUUUUUGGCCAUCCUAAAUUUCCAGUUCUCAAAGCGUGGAGUGUGAAUUCCGCGUUAGGAAUAAAAAAAAUAUAUAUUUUGCAACAUUUCGAUCGACAUUCCUGGGGAGACUUUUAUGUUCGUAAAUAGGAUGAUAUAAAGACAUUUUUAAAGAUAUUUUUUGAUACUUAACGACCGUAAGUACUAAGGAAUUUUUUUGUUGUUGAAGUGUACUUCGGUUUGGGAGAAAAUGGCUUUGUGGCUUUGUUAUAUUUGUGAAUGUGUGUGUGUUUGCGUGAGUGGGUGAGUGCGUGAGUGAGUGACUGCGUGAGUGCGUGAGUGAGUGAGUGAGUGAGUGAGUGAGUGAGUGAGUGAGUUGUUGAUGCCACAUCCUCUCAUCAAACUGACGCAUACUUAAAGUUUUUGUA